Messenger RNA from Aedes aegypti (yellow fever mosquito), 3099 nucleotides. RefSeq names its product microtubule-associated protein Jupiter (gene Jupiter). The transcript is spliced from 8 exons. Lineage: Eukaryota; Metazoa; Arthropoda; Insecta; Diptera; Culicidae. The record is from RefSeq and is a predicted model, not a curated record. The coding region runs from base 331 to 1182 and encodes 283 amino acids. Gene Ontology annotation, cellular component: nucleus.
AGCUUCAUACGGUGUGGUUUGGUGGGUACCUAUACGUGGAAAUUGUUUGUUCUUCAUCGGGUGUGAAUUUCGGAUGCAACUGGGGUGGUCUCGUCUUUCUCUCUCUGGUGAUCAGCAUUUUCCGAGUGUGGUGAAACAGUGAGAACAGAGAUAGAAAAAAUCAAUACUCAAAGAAACAAAAGUGCAACCGCGAAGAAAAGGAAGAAGCUGGAAAAGUGUACCAUUUAUCUCCGCUGAGUUUGAGUUUUCCGUUUUUCUGACCGAAUCAAUUAACGUUGGUUUCGGGGUUUUCAUCGUCCAAUAGCCAAAGCACAGAAAAUACAGCAAAAAAUGGCCACAUACGCCGCAUUCAAGCACGUUGAGCUGUUCAACGUUGGAAACGCCAAAAAGAGAGUUCUUAAGCCUCCAGGCGGUGGCAGCAGCGAUCUGUUCGGUGCCGACAAUCAACCCCAAACCCCACGCAGCAUGAACAAGAACCGGAUGCAGUCCAACAUCUUCGCCGCCCCGGAAGGGCAGAAGGCAGGAAAUGUAUUUCGGCAAGGCGUCCACAGAUACUACUUUCUCGGAGAAACCCCGCGCCGUGCCGCCUCUGGUCAGGACUCGUACAACCGUCUGUUCGGAGAAGCGGAUCGUCCCUACACCCCGGCCAAGAAUCACAUGAAGAGCAAUCUGCCCAUCGGUAAUGACGCCACAGAUUCCGGCAAAACCAACGGUCACAGCAACGGAAAGGCAGCAAAUGGACAUCACCAGAAUGGAAACGGAAUCGCCCCGACGACAAAUGGCCACAGCAAUGGAAGCAGCCACACCAACGGACACAGCAAUGGAACUUCCACAUCGUCAGCGCCAUCCCAGAAUGGAUCCACUCACAUCUUCCUGAGGAGAUUAACGUCGCCCAAGUCGUCGUCGUCGUCCACGGUGUCAUCGCCCCGCUCGCCCCGAUUUGCCCAGCGGAACCCGGUCACCGGAAAUGGCGUCGAAGACUACGCCGACAAGCCGCGCAAGCCCAGCUCCAGGCGGGGAGGUAAUUGGUCAUCAGAAAACGGCAACCCGGUGACCGGUGAGGGAUACAAAUCUGGCGGUGCAGCGGAGAUCAACACAACCGUCCCAUCGCUGAACGGUGCUGGCCAUGUCAUCAACAAGAAUCGCAUUCCACCAGGUGGUUUCUCGUCCGGUCUGUGGUAAUCAGCUGGCCGCAGCCUGCAUACCAGCGGUGUAUGGGGGUCUCCAUUUAACGGGGAGCCCCUCCAGCCGCACUCUUUGUAUUUCAUUUCAAGACACACGUAAAAACCGUAAAUUGGACUAUUCGAAGCAGAUGCGCAGCAAGUUGCCAGACCUAAAAACGAUAAAUGAAAAAAGACGAUCCCGUUCCAGUAACAUAGAGUCCGCCAUCAAACCGAGAGAAAAACUCAACCGUUGCCGCCCGAUCGAAUUCCGGCUACAAUUUUUUUUUUCGUCAGGAGAAGGUUUAUCGAUUUAGGAAACCGGAAACUAUUCCGGGGUGAAUUUUCAAUGCAAAUUGUCAAAAAUAAACUGAUAGUGAUAGCACACCAUCAUGUUAGGCUGAUAUCUGAUAACAAUUAACAUAUAACGAAUUACGAAACCAAUUACCCUUUUCUGUGUAGAAUAGAGGACCGAUAAAUUUUCAAAUUGUGAAACAAUACAAUUCAUAAAUCUCUUUAGAUUCCUGUUCGAAUUUUUUGGGAGAUUGCCGAGCAAAUUUGAUAUGAUAAAUUUACGAAAAGCGAACUGAAACGACCAGAACGGUUAAGGAAAAUCUAUAGCAGCAGCGGCAGCGACUGUUUCGAACACCAUUUGUAGUUAUAUUAACAAAGAGUUUCACAAUGCCUCCAAUAGGAGGAUACACACAAACAAGAGCGCGCUGCUAUCGGCAGGACCAUAUUUCGAACGAAAUUGAGAGCAAUUAAAUUAACCACUUAUCAAAAACACACACACAACAGCAACAAUAAUUGCGAUCGAGAAAGGGAGAAACAGAUACGAGAACGCAUAUUCACAUACACGUAAAUUAACAAUUAGAGUGCAUCUGUUUAAAAUAUUACUCAACAAAUAAUGUGCAUACAGUGAGAAGAAAGACAAUUAUAAAUCGUCAGUUUUCCAGCUAUCAUUUUUCAGAGGAAAGUGCCAUUGCGCAUCACCCUCCAUACUCCAAUCCCACACAAAUAUCAAUGUGGUAGUAUUUAUAGUGCAGUUGAAUUGUAUAAUCUCAACAUAUUUAAAAACUGGAUACAAGAGAAUUAUUCUUGUCCAAUUUAAGUGUACGUUUUUCAGUGUCGAUUUCUGUAAUCCCCAUCCUACCCUUUUGCUUGUUUUUGGAUCAGUGGAAUGUAAUUUUGAUUAAAUUAAUCAGAAGGAUUCUUUUCGGCAAUGAUCACCCCUUUCGCUUUUGUACUCUUUUUUCCCUACUUUUUCAUAGAUGACCCCAUCUAUUCACGUAUCUAUCUCUUAUAUUAUAUUUGCUAUAUUUGUAUUUGUAUUACUCCAAGAAAUAGCGAAGAGCGCAAGUAUAUUCACUUUAUUAUUUGAACUCUCUUCAACCUUUCGGUACCAUUUCUUCUUUUCCUAUUUAUUAAAACGAAACUAUCAGUUUGAUGAUUUUUAUAAAAUUAUUGAAUAUGACUAAACUAAAAACUGUUACAGCGAUCACGAUCCGAGCAGAAAUCAAGUAGCGGUUCAAAAUUGAAAUGUGAACGAAUGUGGCCUCAAUUAGAAUACCUUUGCUAUGACGAUAGGAGAAAAAAAUGAAGAAUGAAAAGAAAUAUAGAAAAUAGAAAUAGGGAAAGAAGAAAGACCUUAUAUAGGAAGCCUAUAUUUGUAGAGUGGGAGAGUCAAAAUUAUUAUAAUAGUUGUAACGAUUUGAUAAUAUAUAAACAACGCAGAUGGAAAUGGAAGUGCGCCGAGAGCGUUAACUGAAUACACACACACAUACAGGCAUAAUCUACAUACCAAGAUCAGUAGCACUCAUAACGACAGAGGAAAGAGUAAGAGCUAGCGAAGAGAUGAAGAAAAAGCGAUGUCGAUACAUUCUUCUAUGUACCCUAUUUGCAUUACGCGUAACAUAUUACAAUUUGAAGGAUCCAAAAG